This is a messenger RNA of Pipistrellus kuhlii (Kuhl's pipistrelle), 1040 nucleotides long. RefSeq names its product solute carrier family 50 member 1 (gene SLC50A1). Gene Ontology annotation, molecular function: sugar transmembrane transporter activity. Gene Ontology annotation, biological process: carbohydrate transport. Gene Ontology annotation, cellular component: membrane. Bases 81 to 650 code for a protein of 189 amino acids. The record is from RefSeq and is a predicted model, not a curated record. Lineage: Eukaryota; Metazoa; Chordata; Mammalia; Chiroptera; Vespertilionidae. The transcript has 6 exons.
GGGGCGGGGCCACGUCCAGCCGGCGCCCAGGCCUCCCUGCGCGCGCACCGCGCACCGGAGCGGACGGAGCGGUCCCGCCGAUGGAGGCGGGCGCGGCGGACGCACUGCUGUCCGCGCUGUGCGUGGCCUUCACCCUCGGCAUGUUCUCCACCGGCCUCUCGGACCUCAGGCACAUGUGGAUGACCCGGAGAGUGGACAGUGUCCAGUUCCUGCCCUUUCUCACCACGGAUGUCAACAACCUGAGCUGGCUGAGCUAUGGGACCCUGAAGGGAGAUGGGACCCUAAUCGUCGUCAACGCGGUGGGCGCCGUGCUCCAGACCCUGUACAUCGUGGUGUACCUGCACUACUGCCCCCGGAAGGGUGCCGAGCUCCUGCAGACUGCAGCCCUGCUGGGGGUCCUUCUCAUGGGUUUUGGCUACUUUUGGGUCCUGGUGCCCAACGUGGAGGCCAGGCUUCAGCAGCUGGGCCUCUUCUGCAGUGUCUUCACCAUCAGCAUGUACCUCUCACCACUGGCUGACUUGGCCAGAGUGAUCCAGACCAAAUCCACCCAACGCCUCUCCUUCCCACUGACCAUCGCCACCCUCCUCACCUCCGCCUCCUGGACGCUGUACGGGUUCCGCCUCAGAGACCCCUACAUCAUGCCCUCGUGAUUUCAGGUGCCCAACAUCCCGGGAAUCCUCACCAGCCUCAUUCGCCUCUGGCUUUUCUGGAAGUACCCUCAGGAGCAAGACAGGAACUACCAACUCCUACAAACCUGAGGCGGCUCACUGGCCACAGGACGCCUCCACGCCAACCUGUUACCAAAGAGGUUCAAGCCAACCUGCUCCAACUGUUCCUGCCGACCACGGCACGGGGGCCAGGGCUCAUGGGGAAGAGAGACAACUCUGAGAAUCCGGGGACCAAAGAAAGAGCUUUACUUAGAAGAGUGGGUGGGAUUGGGAGAUGAAGCACUUACUUUUUAGAGAUUAUAUUUUUUAAUUUGGGGGUUGUGGUGAAAUCUUUAGAGUGUGCCUUAAAAUAAACGGUUUCCUAUCCCUGUC